ACAACCUUUGUGACUUGCCAUGUGUUCCAAGAUAUAAUAACCUCAAACUCCAAAGAAAACCUCUUUAUUACAAGAGUAUAUGUAUGUGCAUGAUAAAUUCUCAUUCUGGGUCAUCACUUGAUCCUAGUAAUCUAGUUUCAGAUCAGGCCUUUUGUUAAGGUGAGAGAGUUUUUGUAAUUGUUGAACUGCCCUUGCUUUUUAUGAUUGAUAUCAUGAAAGUGUUUGUGCUUGCUAAGUUGAUGAAGAUGCUGCAUGUUUUUUCAAUUCUGAUAAGGGAAAAAAAAAAUUCUUUUUUCCUUUAUGAUUGCUUUGAUUGAGUUAAUGAAAAAGGGUUGUUGAAAUUGAUAUUUUUGGUUUUUUUUUUUCUGGCUUUGCUUUUCAAUUGUUUUUGGGGGAAAGUUUGUAAUCUCGGUUUUUCAGUGUGUUUUGUUAGGGGAUUUGCAUGCAUACUAUUUCAAUAAUGGUUCCUAACAUGUUUAAGGUUUAGAAAGGGUUUCAUAAAAAAGUUUCAUCUUUUUCUGUUGAUUGAGUUCAUGGUUUAGAGUAUGUUCCCAGAACUGAGUUGAAGGAAGAACACUAAAGGAUUUUCUUGAUGGCGCGUUUGGUGUUUUACAGUAUAGUUAAGCUUUUGGGCAUCCCUAUAAGUAAUUAAAAACGAUGCAAAGCAUGUGGGGGCCUUUUCUAUAAUACCUGUUUUCAUUAAGGAUGAAUAAAGAGGAAAGAGACAUGGGUCUUGCUAUAGGUGGAAGUAGGUGUUCCAAAUCCAUUAUGUUGCCUACAGUUGUUUUUUUUUUUUUUAAUUAUUUUUAAUAUUUUGACUGCAAAAAUUUGAAAGCACAGAAGCAGAGAUUGACUGGUGAUUGUCUUGAGCAAUCAAAGGGCCUGCUGACAAUUCAAAUAGACUGCUAAAAUUCCAUUUGAGUAUGAAGAAUAACUCGGAUAUUCAGUACACUGCUAUUCCCAAGCUGAAAUUGAAUUAAAGUGUGGAUAAUGAUCACUGUGCUUAAAGAGUCAAAGUAAUUAUUCAGGACUGUUUGUGUCAGAAAGUCAGUUAGUACUGCUUGAGUGUAUCAAAGAACUCGUUAGUUAUCAAUGCAAACAUCUCAGAAACAUGAAAUUUCUUAUGGCUCUGGGGGGUUCUACGUUGAGCCAGAUCAAAACCUCGGGUCAUAUUGCUUACCAUCAAGUGAGAACCUAGACAAUUACUCUUCCUCCGAUAACAGCAGCCAAACAACCUACCCUUCAGUUCAGACUUUAGAACAAUAUUGCACCAUUGAAUCUGCUUCAACAAGCAACAGUUUCCCUUACCAAAAUUCUCCAUCUGCUGUCAGUUUCUCACCUAACAAUAGUCCAGUGUCAAAGCUAGAUUCAAAAUCCUAUGUGUCAAGGCCACAGCAUUCUCUUGAGAUUGUUAAUGAUUCACCUGAGGAUGAUUCUUACUUGACACAUGACCUUGAUGACCUGAGGCAUAAGAUAAGAGAGCUGGAAACUGCUAUGCUAGGAACUAAUGCAGAUAUGCUAGGGACCUAUGAUGAGACUGUAAUGCCAGGGGAAUCUGAUCCAUUUUUGUUGGAGGCAGAGAAGUGGAAGAAAAUGAUGGAGGUGAUAUCUAGGGGGGACUUGAAAGAAAUGCUUUAUACUUGUGCAAAAGCAAUGGCGGCAAAUGAUAUGGAGACAACUGAAGGGCUGAUGUCAGAGUUGCGAAAGAUGGUGUCCAUUUCAGGCAAUCCAAUGCAACGAUUGGGAGCAUACAUAUUGGAGGCUCUUGUUGCAAGGAUGGCCUCUUCAGGAAGCACAAUCUACAAGUCCUUGAAAUGUAGUGAGCCUACUGGCAAUGAACUACUUUCAUACAUGCAUGUACUUUAUGAAAUAUGCCCUUACUUCAAGUUUGGAUACAUGUCAGCAAAUGGAGCAAUUGCUGAAGCUAUGAAGGAGGAAAGUGAAGUCCACAUUGUUGACUUUCAGAUUAGCCAGGGAACACAAUGGGUGAGUCUGAUCCAGGCUCUUGCUCGCCGUCCUGGAGGGCCUCCAAAGAUCAGAAUAACAGGUGUUGAUGACAAUGUUUCAGCUUAUGCCCGUGGAGGGGGACUUGAUAUUGUUGGUAAAAGGUUAUCAACACUUGCACAGUCAUGUCAUGUGCCCUUUGAGUUCAAUGCUGUAAGGGUACCUGCUUCUCAGGUGCAACUUGAAGACCUUGAACUUCGCCCUUAUGAAGCCGUGGCAGUGAAUUUUGCCAUUAUGCUGCACCAUGUACCAGAUGAAAGCGUGAACAGUCACAAUCAUCGUGAUCGGCUGUUGAGAUUGGCAAAGUACUUGUCUCCUAAGGUAGUGACUCUGGUUGAGCAAGAAUUUAACACCAACAACGCUCCAUUCUUGCAACGUUUCAUUGAGACAAUGAACUACUACUUGGCUGUUUUUGAAUCAAUUGAUAUUGUGCUGCCAAGGGAGCACAAAGAGAGGAUCAAUGUGGAGCAGCAUUGUUUGGCUAGAGAAGUUGUUAACUUAAUAGCAUGUGAAGGGGCAGAAAGAGUUGAAAGACAUGAGCUUCUGAAUAAGUGGAGAAUGCGUUUCACAAUGGCCGGUUUUACACCUUACCCUUUGAGCUCCUUUAUUAAUUCAUCAAUCAAGGAGCUUCUGGAGAACUACCGUGGACACUACACUCUAGAAGAGAGAGAUGGUGCACUAUAUCUUGGUUGGAUGGAUAAAGUUCUUAUUGCCUCUUGUGCUUGGAGAUGAAAACCCAAUAACAUUUCAGUUUUGUUACUGCAGACCUUUAGUUAGGUUGUGUAUCUACCAUCCUUGUCUUCAUAGAAUUUCUCCUCUUUUGAUAGUCCAAUUACUGUGUUGUUAGAGUUUCCUUCAACUUUAUGUCAGCAAUACAAGUAACAGCAAGAAACACUAUAUUCUGACAUUACAUAUCGGAUGUAUUUUAGAACAUGUAAUGCUUUCCAAGGAUAAAAAGAUUAAUGUCAAUUUAUAACUGCAAAACAUUGAAGCUGAAAUUUAUCAUAACACAAUGAAGUAUGGAAUUGGUAUGUACUGCAUUCUUAUGUGCUAGGCUAAAUUUCAUAUAUCUUAAACUGU
This is a messenger RNA of Abrus precatorius (Indian licorice), 3084 nucleotides long. RefSeq names its product scarecrow-like protein 21. The record is from RefSeq and is a predicted model, not a curated record. The transcript has 2 exons. Gene Ontology annotation, molecular function: sequence-specific DNA binding; DNA-binding transcription factor activity. Gene Ontology annotation, cellular component: nucleus. NCBI's taxonomy places the organism in Eukaryota, Viridiplantae, Streptophyta, Magnoliopsida, Fabales, Fabaceae. Bases 1093 to 2736 code for a protein of 547 amino acids. Gene Ontology annotation, biological process: regulation of DNA-templated transcription.